Haliotis rufescens (red abalone) is the source of this 4788-nucleotide messenger RNA. RefSeq names its product triadin-like. The record is from RefSeq and is a predicted model, not a curated record. Gene Ontology annotation, biological process: taxis; proprioception; sensory perception of mechanical stimulus. Lineage: Eukaryota; Metazoa; Mollusca; Gastropoda; Lepetellida; Haliotidae. Bases 690 to 2696 code for a protein of 668 amino acids. Gene Ontology annotation, cellular component: sensory dendrite. The transcript has 3 exons.
GAUCGUUACGAAGCCCGAUAAUUCCAGGAGUGCGAGAAACCUAUGGUGAUCGGUGGUGAUGGUUGAAAGAAAGAGAAUCAGUCGGCCAAUCAACAUAAUCGAAGAUCGAUACCUUCUGUUUCGGUGUCAGAAAGGAGUGACCAUUUGUGUAGGCAUUCAGACAACCAGCGCCAUCUAGUGACAGCUCAAGAAUGUUGAUCCGAGAUGAGAUGUAGUGAACGUUAGAACCCCCGUUGACUGCGCAGAGAUAGCCACGGUUUGCCGGGAGACACAAGUGGACGAUUUCCCGCCAAUUGUGACUACAUUCCUCGACUCGGAGUUACUCGGCAGCAUGUGACAACACUCGGAGUUCCCGUGUGUCGGAAACAUGUGACAGCACUUGGAGUUGGGAGUCGCACAGGCGACACGGUCUCCGGACUCUUAGCGAGCCAGGUUCGAUUUUCAAACGACUAUUGUGUGUUGGUUAACAUGUAAAUAUUGGAUACAGAGUGUUGUUUUAUAGAUGAUCCUGGAGACAAGAACAAUGGCGCUACAUUGAUAAACAAAAGUGCCGUUCCUGACGACAUUAAACAUUUAUGUAUUUGUGUUUUUCGUGAUCGUUGACAAAGUCUCAAGUGAGUUCAAACCAUUUGACAUCAGUGGAAGUACACUUGACACGAUUCUUUGUGUGAAAAAACACCUUAUUAAAUAUGGAACACGAUAAGACACCGCCGACAUCAGGUGAUGGGAAACCAGAGGGACAAGAUGGCGGUUUGAGUGAGCAGAAGUCAGACGACAAACCAAGUGAUGUGACAGGCGCUGCCGUAACAGAAGACAAACCAAGUGAUGUGACGGUCUCAACCGUAACAGAAGACAAACCAAGUGAUGUGACAGGCGCCGCCGUAACAGAAGACAAACCUAGUGAUGUGACGGUCUCAGCCGUAACAGAAGACAAACCAAGUGAUGUGACGGUCUCAGCCGUAACAGAAGACAAACCAAGUGAUUUUGUGACGGACGUCUCCACAACGGUUCUCCCUGUAAGUACAAGAAGUGCGUCUCAGGUGAAUCUAUUCGAUGGGGAAAAGACGCCAGACGCUGCCGAAACGGGAAACCAGAAACCCCCCGAAUCUCCAACACCAACUAACAGUUUAAACACUCCGAAUGGUGUCCGGGACACUGACGCCUUGAUCGCGGGUCCCAUGGAACAGAAGGAAGGUGAAGUUAAACCUGACGGAAGUAAGAAACAAGCACCAGAGUCUAAGCCAGGAGGGUUAACGAACAACGAGGCCCCUAGAGGAGUGCUGGACGAAAAGUCCCCAAAGGAGGAAGACGGUGAUAACAAUGUGAAGGACACUGACCCACUUCUGACAAAAACAGACUCUCAAAAAACGUUACAGUCGGAUACUGGUUCCAGUGUUAAGAGUGACUCGUCGUCGGACUCCAAGAAGCCACUGAUAGAAAAGAAAAAGUAUUCCUUUAUACCUAUAGUUGGUAAAGAGAAGAAGCAAAACGAUUCAAAGAAAAAGAAAGGGGAGAAGUUGGAUUUGAAGCGUGAUAAGGACAACAAGGCAGCCGUGAGGAUGAGCCGGAGUAGCCUGUCAGGGAGCUCGCAGAACAUUGCACUGAAGGACAAGAGUGAACCUGUGACGUCAUCGGAUGCUAAGGGGGAGACAACCUUCUCUGUGGUGAACGAAAAUGAGAAGAAUGAACAGACCUCUAAGAAUGUGAAAUGGAAAGAGAAUGAACCGGUGUCGAAAGACAAGAAACCCUCCCCAAAUAUCAAGAAGGAGAGCAAGAUUCCCGAACUGGAUAAAAAGAAGCAGAAUGUGAUACAGAAGUCACUACAGAGAGAAAAGGCGGUGUUGUCAAACGGGUCCGUGAAAGCUACUGAGAAGGAAACUGUUAAGAAAACAGAUGAAAAACCGAAAGAAAACGAAAAGAAGGCACUUGACCCACCGGUCGUGGAAACCAAAAACGAACCCUUCAAACCUAAAUCCAUACUCGCACGUGCGAUCAUGAAGAAGGUGAAGGAAGGGUCGGGUCAAGCGCAGAAUAACGCCGAAUCUAAACACGUCGUCCUGAACGGCCCGCCAACGACGGUGAAGACGCCAAGUAAGACAUCCUUGGCCGUCCCGGCCCCAGUGACUCGCGACAUCAGCGACGACAAGGAUGACAGAUUGUCCAUUGGGUCACGCCGAGACUCCACCAAGUUGUCUCUGUCCGACUCCAUGUCUCGGAAGUCCGUGGACUUCCGCGUCGCCAACGCCACUACCGUCAUCAUCCCAGCGUCCGGACAAGAUGACGAGAAGCAGAAGUCGGUCGUCGCCAACAACGACUCGUGGAUCAGGUCGGCCAUCCCCUUCAUGCCUCUCAGCCUGGCCAUCCUCUGUCUCCUCCUCAACAUCGUGGUCCCCGGAACAGGGACCAUGCUGAGUGGAUUCGCUAUCUUGUGUUGCGGAAAGUCCCGAGUAUCGACGAAAGAUGACCACGUGCCCAUCACGGUGUGUGUGAAUGUGUGGGUGGGCGUGGCACAGCUGUUCACCGUCACGUUCAUGUUGGUGGGGUGGUUCUGGAGCGUGGCAUGGGGCAUCAAGAUGAUCAUUCUCUCAAUCGAAUAUCGGAAGGAGUUAAAGCAGAAGCGGGAGAAGGAACUCCAGGCACUCGCUCUCAGCGCCUUCGGCUCACCCACUCGAGGAGCUAGAGGCCUUUUCGGCUAGCUCUACCGGCGGGGUGAUGGAAGCCUCUUUGGCAAACUCUACCAGGAUACUCAGAUACUCAAGUGAUGCCUCACAGCCUUAAUGAAACAUUUCUCAACCGGUACAUACACAUCUUCAUUACACGUGUGUCUGUGACCCCGGUGACAGGUGCGCGAUGGGUGCAAGAGAAGCUGAGGAAGUGAUCUUUCAAGGAUGAAGGAGUGGAUGUGUGGUGGUUCUCGGGCACGGUGAAUAGAGUGAGAUGGGCUUCUGGACACCCACAAGCAGUGGUCAUGUGUGAAGGGCACCCAGGGCGGGUCCAGCUGGUGCGCCCUGGUGCUACAUCCUACUGGAAUGUCUUGUAGUUCAGGGUGUCGGCUAUUCAUUGUUGUAGCUGCGUAGCUUCGCGUAUUUGGCAGUCAUCUUUUUAAACAACACCAUCGAAAGGAAAGCCGCGUCAGUGCCAUGACAUCAGCACCUGGCGAGUGGGGACGUCUGUGGUCGGAGGAUGGCCUCGGUAAUAACGGAGGGAGAUAGACGGAUCUGUCAUGCCAUGUACUACACAAAGUUUGAUAGGGAUGCGGACAUUAUUUCAGACAAAAAAUAUGCACAAACAUUAGCUAACUUUUUGUGUCAAGGAAUGAUAGUACUAUCCUCGUCCAGGUUGAGCAAGGACACCGACUUCAAAGAAACAUUGUCUUUUGACAUUGUCCGUCGUAGAUUCACAGAACCUAUCAGAAAGCAAGAUUCUAAAAUGUCUUCGUAGAAUAUCAUAUGGCAUGCAUUAAGUGCAGGGUAUAAGUAUCAGACUUACUUAACUCUAGUGUAUUUAGUAAUGGUAAAUAAUUUCUCGGAACGGGGUCACAAACUUUUUGUCAGUCGCCUUUUCAAGAACACACGUACUAGACCUCAAUUCUUCCUUCAACACUACUUAACUUUUGAUAGGAGUAUUCAUGUUAUUUUAUACAAGCAUACACUUGACCUGAGAACUAAUUAUCUUGUGUAUCAUGGAAUGACAAAAAAUAUCCGCAUCAAAAGUGUAGUAGUAAAAUAUAACGUACGUAUGAUAUAUUGUGGUGUAAGUUUCCACUCCUUUUGACCUGGACGAUACCAGCCGUGCGACAUGUCAAACUGCCCACUCACAUGCUGCAGAAACUAAUGGUCACAUCCACCCCGUGUUUGAAAGCAUGGACAAGAAAAUGUGGCGUGGAAGUAGACAGACAACCAGGUCACACAUUGUAACCACCUCAUUUGUUAGUCAUAGAUUCAUCCAAGUGAAAUCCGUAAGACCUGCAUAACUUCGGCAUCGCCUACAUCAAACUCAAAGCUGAGUUAACCCAAUACAACAAUCCCUCAAGAGAUGGCUCCUGCGACAAGUUGGGCUACUGGUCAACUAUCAUGCACCAGUACCUCCACGUGGAUUGCCAGAAAGAUUAUUUUGGGAUCUUAUUCUGUGUCGAGAAGUGCAUGAAACAAAGGAGUUAUCUAGGUCUAACAUAGAGAACCGAUUUUGGCCUAUAGACACUGGGGUCUCACCAACAUCUCCGCGGCAACAUCUGAUAUCUCUACUGUGUGAAAUAUAAAGUUAAUAUUAAAUCAAGGAUGAAAUUACACGGAGAUAAGUUUUCCAAGAAGCACAUACUGGUGCACCGGCAGGUGAGAACAGACUGAUGGUCGGUUGUGUAGAAGCACCCUGUCAGAGGUAUAAGUUCUGUGGAAACAAAAGUGUCGCUAAGUGUGCCUAGGAUAGAAAGCACCGAUAUUGUCGAGUGAAAGCCUGUUAUAAAGUGUUAAUCCAAACAGUAUCUUUACCAGUGAAAAGUGCAAGUCUGGAUAAACAGAUUUCUGUAUAACGAAUUGUGGGUACCAAACAAUGUUGCUUUGUGUAAAUAAUGACAUAACUGUAUACACACCCUACAGAACCAGUGCCUGAGGCUGGUAUUCACCGGAUCAGCUGGCAUAUCCCAUCCUGGCACUUUACCGCCAUGUUAAAUUCCAUCCAUUUCUGAGCCUUACUGUUAUUUUAUAUUACACACCAUUCAACUGUGAUAUUAAUACAUGCCUUGUGUGUAACAUGUAAUACUUGUUAUAAAACUGUUUACAGUCACAAGUU